Messenger RNA from Ectocarpus siliculosus, 3323 nucleotides. NCBI's taxonomy places the organism in Eukaryota, Phaeophyceae, Ectocarpales, Ectocarpaceae. The record is from the annotation of a GenBank genome assembly.
AUGAGGACGGUGCGCGUAAACCUCCCCCUGGCUGUAAUGCUGGGCCUUGCCGGGUCCAGCACGGCCUUCCUGCAGAGCGUGCGGCCUACCAACUUCGUGGUGCCGGCGCACAAGUACAAUGCGGCGGUGUCCCGAACGCGCGCGGCGGCGCAGCCGCGCCCCGCGGCCGCGACGGGCCGAGGCAUGCGCAUCAUGUCGGCGGCGGUGGAUGAGACCGAGACGACGGAGGCUGCUGCCGAGGCAACCCUCGAGGAGGCUGCGGAGGAGAUCCCGGUCGCUGCUGCCGUCGACGACCCGAUCUCUCCUGCCAUGGAGGAUGACGACGACGCGGUGUCGAUCGCUCUGGAGGACAUCGUUGUGGGCGAGGAGUACGAAGGCGUGAUCAACAACGUCGUCACCUACGGCGCCUUCGUGGACAUCGGUACCGAGGUGAACGGGUUGGUGCACAUCUCUCAGUUGGCCGACGAGUUCGUGGCCAACUGCGACGACCACGUUAAGGAAGGAGACAUGGUGCGUGUGCGCGUGCUGAACGUGGACGGCGAGGCCCGCAAGCUGGUGCUGUCCAUGCGCCAGAAGCCCCGCUCGUCGAGCGCCGAGCAGGGCAACGUCCAGAAGUACGCCGACAUGCUCGCCGAGGACCCGAGCCAGUUCGUGUCGGCCAAGGUCGAGAACAUCGUGAGCUACGGCGCGUUCUUCGGCCUCGAGGACGGCUGCUCCGGCUUCGUGCACAUCUCGCAGAUGUCGCCCACCGGCGAACACGUGGCGGACGUGAGCGACGUCUUGACCGUGGGUCAGGUUGUCGACGUGCGCAUCCGUGAGGUGGACGAGAAGCUCGGGCGCAUCAACAUGAGCCUUCUCCCGUACGGCCAGGGCGAAGCCCCCCGGUCGGCGCCGGUGGCCGCCACCAAGGACGUGUCCCACCUCGCCGGCUCCGACCCGACCGAGUUCCGCAAGGGCACCGUCUCCGCUGUGGCGGACUACGGGCUUUUCGUCAACAUCGAGGGCGUCGACGGCCUGCUGCACGUCUCCAAGAUGAGCACGGACCGCUCCAUCACCUCGGAGAACAUCCACUCGCACUACGAAGAGGGCCAGGAGGUCGAGAUCCGAAUCAUGGAAGUCAACACGGCCAACAACAAGAUGUCGCUCAGCAUGCUCCCCCCCACGGAGGAGGCUGACUUCGGCAGGUACACGAACGUCCCCAGCGAGGAGUGGCUGGAGGGUACCGUGGUGUCGAUCAUGAACUACGGCGCGUUCGUGAGGCUGGACGGCGACGUGGACGGCAUGGUGCACAUCUCCCAGCUGGACCCCCACGGGGAGAGGGUGGACUCUGUGUACAACUCGGUCGAGAUCGGCCAGGACGUGAGGGUGCGCAUCCUAGAGGCCGACCCGAGCUCCAGGAAGCUUCGCCUCACAAUGAGGGAGGAGGGAUACGAGGGUGCCACCGGCGGCAACAUGGGCGGCGGCGGAGGCGGCGGCAACGACCGCCGCGGCACGAAGAAGGCCAAGUCCGUUGAGCAGUUCCUUAACCUCUCCCCGGAGGAGUGGAUCAGCGGCCGCGUGGCGUCCAUCACCCACUUCGGCGCGUUCGUUGCCGUUGACGACGACACGGACGGGCUCCUCCACAUCUCGCAGAUCGCUGAGGACCACGUCAGCAACGUCGAGGACCACCUGCAGAUCGGGCAGGAGGUCCAGGUGCGCGUGAUCGAGGUCGACGUGGACAACUGCCGGCUCGGGCUGAGCAUGCGCGAGCCCCGCCAGAACUCCCCUCGCGGCGCGCGGGGGAAGAAGGACGUGAGCGUCCUGCUCGGCCGGGACCCUGACGAGUUCAUCCCCGGGAGGGUCGUGUCGAUCGUGCCGUACGGCGCGUUCGUGAACAUCGAGGGCAACAUCGACGGGCUCGUGCACAUCUCCGAGAUGGCCAUCGGCCGCGUGGACAGCGUGGAGGACGUGUGCGAGAUGGGCCAAGAAGUUCAGGUCCGCAUCUCGGACAUCAACACGGACAACAACACCGUCAACCUUUCCAUGGUGCCCGCGGGCGCAUACGACGACAGGAGUGGUGGGGGCUACGGCGAUGAGGGUUUCGGGGCAGAAGGCGGUAGGCGGGGGCGCGGGGGGGGCAGGGGACGCGGGGGGAUGGACUCCGCCGCGUUCGGGCGCGAAGACUUCGCCGACACGACCCAGGGGGGCGAGGGCGGCGGCGGGGCAGACUGGCAGCAGUUCCUCAACAAUUACUUCGACGACAAGGAGUAGAGCUUCUUUGGUGCUUGCUUGCCGGUGGAUGAGUGGGGGUUUGAUAGGUUGGACGUACUGCUGUUCCGGUCUUGGGUUGCUUUGGUUGAAGACGCUGCUGCUGCUGCUGCUGCUGCUGCUGCUGCUGCGAUCGUCGUUGUCGUCGCCGCCUUGGGGGUUUGAGCGGUGACUAGAGGGCGGAAGUUAUUGCUUUCGGGACACCCCUCGUUGACCACUUUAAAGGGAAGAUCUUGUUCGUGAGAGAGAAGAAUCCCUGGUUGAUUGCUGAAGCUAUAAUCGAUUUUGUCCGGGAUGGUGGUCUCUACCCGUUUAGGGGGAACUUUGGUUGUCUCGUUAACCAAGUAGCUUGCUUCGCUCGAGAUUCUUUUUGCUGUCUUGCUUUGGAGUUGAACCAGUUGGUGCGGUGCAAGAGGGCGGCGGAGUAGGGUAUGGAUCAGCGCAGCGCUUGUUAGCUAGCACCCAAGCACGACAUGGUAAAUUUUAGUAUCGUUUGUUGUUUUAGGUAAAGUGGGGGGGUGGGAGCUUGUUUCUCGUGAUUUCUACCAGACAGACAGACAGAUAUGAAAGAGAGAACGAUGGGGGGAGCUAGGGUUGGUUUUGUUUCUGGAGUGUACGGCGGGGUGAUAUUUCGGUGUUCGCGAUAAGGCCGGGUGUGUCACGAUGGUACCCACCGCGCCUACAAUAGAGAAAAAGAAGGUUUAGGGCGUGUGACUGACUGGCGUUCGCCGGAGGACGUGUUGGUCUCUCACGGCCAUGCAUGCAGUCCCUACCUACACUCGGCUCCGCGUGUCGGUUCGGGGUAAUAGCCGGGUAGUCAAACAGGCUUGGUUGCAUGACGCAGUUACCCCGGGAUUUGUUCCAUGUGGGGUCGUUUUUUUUUAGGUCACACAUAGGUUUGAUUGUAACGCCGCUGAAUUUCUUUGUUCGGCACCAUUUAUCUUGAAAACGACACGUGGAGGCGUUGGGCGGGAGGGGGUGCUCGGCGUUUGGGAACUCGUCUGGGAAAGAGGUGCAUGCUCUCCUUUUGUUUCGUUUUAAACAGGAAGAAACAGGGGGGAACUCUCUAUCAAAUG